This is a messenger RNA of Cajanus cajan (pigeon pea), 1044 nucleotides long. The record is from RefSeq and is a predicted model, not a curated record. NCBI's taxonomy places the organism in Eukaryota, Viridiplantae, Streptophyta, Magnoliopsida, Fabales, Fabaceae.
AUGUUCCCAGAUGCAUUCCUUACCCAUCUAAACCCACUGAAGUCUGACCAUGCACCUUUACUGCUCAAAUUCUUGUCUUCAAGUCACACAAGAAGGGGCAGUAAACCAUUUCGUUUUGAAGCUGCUUGGCUGACUCAUGAAUCAUUCCCAGCAUUUCUUCACCAAGAAUGGAACACUCAUCAUGACUGGAACAACAGAAUAGACCAUACUGUAAAGACAUUGCUGGAAUGGAAUAGAAAUACAUUUGGAAACAUAUUUUUUAAUAAAAGACGCCUGCUUCGACGGCUUAAUGGAAUUCCACGUAACCUGUUACAAGGACCUAACACCUUUCUGGAGCGACUACAAGUGAAGCUAUGGUCUGAACUAGACCAAAUCCUAAGACAAGAAGAGAUACUCUGGUAUCAAAAAUCUCGUUGCAAAUGGUUAAAAUUUGGAGAUAGAAACACGAGUUACUUCCAUGGAACAACGAUUGUACGGCGAAGGAAAAGCAAGAUAAAUAAGUUGAUGGAUGAUAAUAAUAACUGGAUUACACAAACAGAUGAUCUAGAAAAUAUGGUUACUAGCUUCUAUAAAGCCUUAUUUUCUAAAGCUCGAGAUUCAGCUGCCUUCACUCUCUCUAAUGCUUUUCCUCAACUUGAAAAUGAGGAGUUAUUAGAGAUCGGAAGUCCAAUAUGUGAUGCAGAAAUUCUACAGGCAGUCAAACAGAUGAAGGUUUUAAAGCUCCUGGGCCUGACGGCCUUCAAGCGAUCUUUUUUAGGUCAAAAAGUUAGCUUAGACAAGACCCGGGUUUUCUUUUCAAAGAAUGUGAGUUUCUCUGUUAGGGAAAGUAUUAGUGCAGCCUUGGGAUUUCAACAAACGGGGAACUUGGGAAAGUACUUAGGAAUUCUGGCACAUCACUCACGAGUUAAUAGGUCCUCCUACCAGGACAUUAUAAAAAAAAUGAUCCAGAGACUAAGUGGUUGGAAGGCUAGAAAUCUCUCUUUCGCGGGAAGACUUACGCUCACCAAAUCUGUCCUUGCAGCACUUCCUUCCUUCACAAUGUAG